Molecule: messenger RNA, 948 nt
Organism: Rhodofomes roseus
Lineage: Eukaryota; Fungi; Basidiomycota; Agaricomycetes; Polyporales; Fomitopsidaceae
Product: NAD(P) transhydrogenase beta subunit-domain-containing protein
Exons: 9
Coding region: 1-948 (315 amino acids)
Biological process (GO): NADPH regeneration
Cellular component (GO): mitochondrial inner membrane
Molecular function (GO): NAD binding; NADP binding
Source: RefSeq, a predicted model, not a curated record
AUGAGCUCGAGGCUCAUUCUUCGUGCCACGGCGAGUGUACCAGUGGUGCGCUUGGCCAGCAGGCUCGCUGCCAGUGCACAUCUUCGGAGAGUCUCUUGUCGCGCUCGUCUCUACCACGCUUCGUCACCGAUACGAAAUGGAGAGAAGGCUGCUAGUAGCGCUACAACAGCCAAUGGCGUCACACAGGAAACAACCGAUUCAAGUUCAGGUCGCCCCUACUCGGAGCUGAGUGUCGGAGUCCCGCUCGAGACUUACCCGGAUGAACGGAGAGUGGCUGCUACACCUCAGAACGUGACCGCGCUCAUCAAGAAGGGGUUCAAGCAAGUGCUUGUAGAGAAGAAUGCCGGCGCACAGGCGCAAUUCCUCGAUGAACAGUACAAGGCUGCAGGAGCGACGCUCGUGGACAAGCAGCAGGUCUUCGCGGGCUCGGACAUCCUGCUGAAGGUUAGACCACCGCUGGAUGAAACGGUUGACGCCCUGGCGAAUGCUGAGAAUGUCAUCUUGGUCGUGGGGUACGGCAUGGCUGUAGCCAAGGCGCAAUAUGCAAUUUCGGACAUUGUGUCGACGUUACGGGCGAAGGGGAUCAACGUGCGUUUUGCCAUCCAUCCAGUGGCUGGACGCAUGCCCGGGCAGUGCAACGUCCUGUUGGCAGAAGCAUCUGUACCUUACGAUAUCGUCUUGGAGAUGGAUGAGAUCAACGAUGACUUCGGCGACACGGAUGUGACGCUCGUCACCGGUGCGAAUGAGACGGUGAACCCGAUUGCGCUCGAGCCUGGCUCGCCCAUCGCGGGCAUGCCCGUCUUGCAUGUGUGGAAGAGCAAGCAGGUCGUCCUCAUGAAGCGCGGGAUGUCCAGCGGUUAUGGUCACCGACGUACGAAGAUGCUUUUCGGUGACGCGAAGGAUACGUGCGAAGCCAUCAAGAAGGGUGUCGAGGCCAAGACCUUGUGA